Molecule: messenger RNA, 2034 nt
Organism: Trypanosoma rangeli
Lineage: Eukaryota; Euglenozoa; Kinetoplastea; Trypanosomatida; Trypanosomatidae
Exons: 1
Coding region: 1-2034 (677 amino acids)
Source: RefSeq, a predicted model, not a curated record
AUGACUCAACCAGGAUCAAGAGUGGAAGCUGAAAGGGGCAAUUCCACGUUGAGGCGACGUGUGCCAAAUGUAAAGCGCGAUGAGUAUCAUCACAAAACUGUGUCAUCGGAAGAAAUCCUGAUGCCAGCACGAGUAUUUCCAGGGGGAACGCGGCGGGAUCUUCUGAUGGGCAUCCACUCCAACUCCAACUCGGCAUCACCCGAGCCAGUACAAAAAAUGCAUGACAAAAGCAGUUAUCCUGCUGACUGGGAUCAAACCCGUCACGACCAUCAUUUCCAUUGGCAUAAGGAAAGUCAAAUAAAAUAUUUGCACAAUAAUGUUCGUUAUUCCAACACUCCAACCCCUCGUCGACAGUCGGUUCCUCCUCGACGCUCGGUUGUUCAUCGACGCACAGCUCGAGGGAGGUCGACUUCAUCUCUAAGGCAGAGCUCACAUGAUACUUUGCAUGUCACGUCCUAUAGCCCCUAUAGAGUUCCAUUGAUUAUUCCUGAUGACAGGUGGCCCUUCAAAAUCAACAGCGGUCGCAGAAGCGUCUACCGUGGAAGCAAUGAAUCAGGUGGUUCAAUGCAAAGAGAAAAAGAUUGUUCUUCUAUAUCCCCUUCCUAUGAAGAAGCGAAUGAUUCGGGGAUCUUGUUGAACUUGCAUCGGCACAGUUUGUUUGUCUAUGAUAACCCAGAAAAGACUCAUGAAGGGGAACCAGGUUGGAGGACGUUUGUGUCGACUGUCUUUGCCCCACCUUGCACAGAAUCUACCGGCAGCGCGCGAAGAACAAUGACCAGCCCCAGCAGAGUUCCUGUCACGAGGAUAGAGGAGGAGCGUCAUGCAACACCAAACAGAGUUGUUUUUGGCUUCAAUGCUGCCGAGGCUGUUGAAGUGUUUGACGAUCGAGUUAUCUCACCACGGCGGAGAACAAUAAUGGAGUCUGAUGCGCCUUCACAUCAUAUACGGGAUGCAGGACGGAUUUCGCAUCGGCCUACUGAAAUCAUUGUGCCGGAAAGAGUGGGCAAGAAAAGGGCGGGUUCACAACGCCUUGUGUUUCCGAGCGAAAAGGGAGAGGAAUCUCAAGUAAAAAUCCCUACGCUAGCAUCAACUGGGGCGGGCGUUGAAUUGCCAGCUUCUGUCGAAAAAAACCAGGAGGAGGAAGGUGGGGGAGAUGCGGCUUGCCCCGAAGCCAACAUCCCCGUUGUCUCUACGGCCUUCAUUUCCACCCCCGUAUUUGAGAUGGGGGUGAAGGAUACGACACCAACUCCCCUCUCGCAUAAUGACACAAAUGAGUUGAACACGAAGUUCCCCUUAACUGUGCAUGACGCUGCCGUACCCAUCAUGGCGGCGAAGAAGAGCAGGGGGCUCAAUGAGGUGCCCUCUAAUGAUCUUGAUGAAGUGAGUGAGUUGCAUGACGGAAGCGUCGCACUGGGGGAGAAAAUUGCAAAAUCCACUAAUGCAUACGCCAGUAAUGGGUCAUCAACGUUGAAGAUCCCCAGCAGAAGAACAAAGCCGCUUUCACCAGCAAAACCCCAGAAUGAACCAUCUGCGAAAUCCACAACCGCUGCGUCCCUUUCAUUCAAGAGUUCGAAAAAGUGGAAACAAGACACCGGAGGUGUCUUAGAAAAGCCAACUCACAAGGAGCUCACGUCAGGUCCACGGACGUUUGCCUAUACAAGUGUGAAAAAGAAUAACGGCAGUCUUCAUAUGAGUCAACGGAAUGCUGCAUUUGCUAGGGAAGACUUGACAUGUCAGGCCUUGCUUAGCGGUGGAACACAAGAGUUGGCGUUUGCUGGUAUGGGUGAGCGUCCAGCUGCAUCUAGCGAAGCGAAAAAUGCGGCUGGAUGCAAUACCGUGAUGAGCGACACUGCAGCGGAUAACGGCGAAACUCUGACUGUUGAUUUCCCUGAUAAAUGUUCCGGGGAGGCUGCUGCUUCUUCUUUCAGUACUACUGUCUCGUGGCCGGUACCAUCGUGCCCGGGUAACGCUGCACGCACGCCUGUAUCUUUGCCUACAGCUGACUUCAUGGUGCGUUGCCUCUUGGAUACCUGA